This is a messenger RNA of Chanos chanos (milkfish), 651 nucleotides long. RefSeq names its product retinol binding protein 4, like (gene rbp4l). Bases 1 to 651 code for a protein of 216 amino acids. Gene Ontology annotation, molecular function: retinol transmembrane transporter activity; retinoid binding. The transcript is spliced from 5 exons. NCBI's taxonomy places the organism in Eukaryota, Metazoa, Chordata, Actinopteri, Gonorynchiformes, Chanidae. The record is from RefSeq and is a predicted model, not a curated record.
AUGGACUACUCCAAGUUCGCCCUGCUGGUGGUCCUCCUCUCUUACGUUGAGCGCUGUUGGUCUGAGUCCUGUGUGGUGGACAGCUUUACAGUGAAACAGGACUUCGACCCAAAGAGAUAUGCCGGAAAGUGGUACGCCCAGCAGAAGAAAGACCCAGAGGGGCUCUUCCUCCAGGACAACAUCUCCGCAGAAUACACCAUCGACGAGGAGGGCACCAUGACCGCCUCCUCCAAGGGCCGUGUCACUCUUUUCGGAUUCUGGGUUGUGUGUGCUGACAUGGCUGCCCAGUACAGUGUGCCUGACCCCGCCACUCCUGCCAAGAUGUUUAUGAACUACCAGGGCCUGGCUAGCUACCUGUCCAGCGGAGGUGACAACUACUGGGUUAUUGACACCGACUAUGACAACUAUGCUAUCACUUACGCCUGCCGCACCCUGAAGGACGAUGGCAGCUGCGAUGAUGGCUAUGCCCUGGUCUUCUCCCGCAACCCCCGUGGCCUGCCCCCAGCCAUCCAGCGCCUCGUCCGCCAGAAACAGGAGGAGAUCUGCAUGGCUGGCCAGUUCCAGCCCGUGCUGCAGUCUGGUGGGUUUCAGUUAGCGGCUAAGAACACCUGUGCUGCGAGCCUGCUAAACUUCUUUAGCAUGCUGGCAUGA